UUCAUGGACCUCCUAGGAGAAGACAGAAAUUGGAUGAUAGGGAGGAAGCUGAUGCAGGUGAACGACACUCUGACUUUUGAAGAUGCAGGACUUCGGGCCAGCAAGAACUGCACUGAGCCAGCCCUGCACGAGUUCCCCAGGGACAUCUUCAGCAAUGAAGACAGAAGACAAGGGGCCGUGGUCCUCCAUGUGCUUUGUGCCAUGUACAUGUUCUACGCGCUGGCUAUCGUGUGUGACGACUUCUUUGUGCCCUCCUUGGAGAAGAUCUGUGAGCGCCUACACCUCAGUGAAGAUGUGGCUGGGGCUACUUUCAUGGCGGCGGGCAGUUCAGCCCCAGAGCUGUUCACAUCUGUCAUAGGAGUCUUCAUCACAAAGGGUGAUGUGGGUGUUGGAACCAUCGUGGGUUCAGCCGUGUUCAAUAUCCUCUGCAUCAUCGGUGUCUGUGGACUCUUCGCAGGGCAGGUAGUGGCUCUUUCUUCCUGGUGCCUGCUAAGAGAUUCCAUUUACUACACACUGUCGGUGGUGGCACUCAUUGUGUUCAUUUAUGAUGAAAAAGUUUCCUGGUGGGAGUCUUUAGUCCUUGUCCUGAUGUAUCUUAUUUACAUUGUCAUCAUGAAGUAUAAUGCUUGCAUACAUCAGUGCUUCGAAAGGAGGACGAAAGGUGCUGGGAACAUGGUCAAUGGGUUGGCCAGCAAUGCUGAAAUUGAUGACAGCAGCAAUUGUGAUGCAACUGUGGUGCUACUAAAGAAAGCCAACUUCCACCGCAAAGCAUCGGUGAUCAUGGUGGAUGAGCUGCUGUCAGCGUACCCACACCAGCUCUCUUUCUCUGAGGCUGGCCUUCGAAUCAUGAUCACAAGUCACUUUCCACCCAAGACCCGGCUCUCCAUGGCCAGCCGCAUGUUGAUCAAUGAGAGACAAAGACUGAUAAACAGCAGGGCUUAUGCCAAUGGAGAAUCUGAAGUGGCCAUCAAAAUCCCCAUCAAGCACACUGUGGAGAAUGGGAUGGGGCCCAAUAGUGCCCCAGACAGGAGUGUGAACGGAAGCCACAGGGAUGAUGUCAUUGCUGAGGCUGGCCACGAGACAGAGAAUGAGAAUGAGGACAAUGAGAACAACGAGAAUGAUGAGGAAGAAGAGGAGGAUGAGGAGGAUGAUGAAGGGCCGUACACACCAUUCGACUUGCCCUCUGGAAAACUGGAAAGUGUGAAAUGGGCAUUCACCUGGCCCCUGAGUUUUGUCUUGUAUUUCACUGUUCCCAACUGCAACAAGCCCCGCUGGGAGAAGUGGUUCAUGGUGACAUUUGCCUCCUCUACGCUGUGGAUUGCAGCCUUCUCCUAUGUGAUGGUGUGGAUGGUCACCAUCAUUGGCUUCACUCUGGGGAUCCCUGAUGUCAUUAUGGGAAUCACCUUCCUGGCUGCUGGGACCAGCGUGCCUGACUGCAUGGCCAGCCUCAUAGUGGCCAGACAAGGCAUGGGUGACAUGGCCGUGUCCAAUUCCAUUGGGAGCAACGUGUUUGACAUCUUAAUUGGCCUCGGGCUGCCCUGGGUUCUGCAGACACUGGCAGUGGAUUAUGGAUCCUAUAUCCGCCUGAACAGCAGAGGACUCAUCUACUCAGUGGGCUUGCUCCUGGCCUCUGUUUUUGUCACGGUGUUUGGCGUUCACCUGAACAAGUGGCAGCUGGACAAGAAGCUGGGAUGUGGGUGUCUGUUCCUGUAUGCUGUGUUCCUGUGCUUCUCCAUCAUGACGGAGUUCAAUGUGUUCACCUUUGUGAACUUGCCCAUGUGCGGCAACCACUGA
This is a messenger RNA of Elephantulus edwardii (Cape elephant shrew), 1794 nucleotides long. RefSeq names its product sodium/potassium/calcium exchanger 3-like. NCBI's taxonomy places the organism in Eukaryota, Metazoa, Chordata, Mammalia, Macroscelidea, Macroscelididae. Gene Ontology annotation, molecular function: calcium, potassium:sodium antiporter activity; calcium channel activity. The transcript is spliced from 16 exons. The record is from RefSeq and is a predicted model, not a curated record. Bases 4 to 1794 code for a protein of 596 amino acids. Gene Ontology annotation, cellular component: membrane. Gene Ontology annotation, biological process: intracellular calcium ion homeostasis; calcium ion transmembrane transport.